This is a messenger RNA of Pocillopora damicornis (cauliflower coral), 1879 nucleotides long. RefSeq names its product solute carrier family 22 member 15. Gene Ontology annotation, biological process: transmembrane transport. The record is from RefSeq and is a predicted model, not a curated record. Gene Ontology annotation, molecular function: transmembrane transporter activity. Lineage: Eukaryota; Metazoa; Cnidaria; Anthozoa; Scleractinia; Pocilloporidae. Gene Ontology annotation, cellular component: membrane.
UUAUUACUAUUCACAAAAAUACAAACUAACUUGUCAAGGGCAACAACAACUUGAAUUGUCCUAACCCCCGAGAGUUUUUUAUUUUAAUUUAUUAUCACGCUGCGUGACACACGACUGAACGAUGACCUCCGAGGAGAAGAGGAGAGUGUUAUCUUAAUCACGCCCAAUCCUCCUUUAUCGUUGAUAUGGAUACCGACGAGAUCCUGGAAGAAAUAGGAAGUUAUGGACUCUUUCAAAAGCGAAAUUCUUUACUUCUUGGCCUUAUAAUUUUCGUACUGACCUUCCAAACGGUUUCUAUGGUGUUUAUCGGGGGUGAGCCAAGAUGGCGGUGCAAAGGAAACAGCUCUAUAUGUACACGAAACGAGACGUUCAGUUCAUACGACGGCUUUUACAAAGCCAGAUGCAAUAUGAGUUCUGACGACUGGGAAUUUACCACCGAGUUCACAUCUAUCAUCACUGAGUGGAACCUUAUUUGUGGCGCAGAAUAUUAUGCAAGCCUGUCACAAUCUAUACUGUUCAUUGGGUGGAUUCCAGGAGCAUUUAUUAUUGGAAGACUGUCAGACAAGUUUGGUAGAAAACAAGUUCUUUUCCCUGCUGUUUUUUUUGUUGCUGUGUCUUCACUAGCAAGCUCCUUUGUUCCUGUGCUAUGGCUGUUUUUGACUCUAAGAGGAAUAACAGGGUUCUUUCAAGGAGGUGUUUAUAUAACCCUUUAUGUGCUUACAACAGAGUUUGUUGGACCAAAACACCGAAGUUUAGCUGGGACAGUGGUUUGGAUUUUCUACACUUCUUCACUUAUGAUCCUGAGUGGAUUGGCAUAUGGAAUACGUGAAUGGAGAACUUUGUCAAUUGUUAUAUCUGCCCCAGCAUUUUUACUUUUGAUAUUUUGGAGGUGGGUACCUGAAUCAUGUCGAUGGCUGAUAGUUCACAACCGAGUAGGUGAAGCAAGGAAGGUGUUUUCAUUGAUUGCUACCAUAAAUAAAAAACGGCUUCCCACUGAGAAACUUGCACUUGCAGAGAAUAAUCACAAUGCUGUAGAAGAAGGUGGAUUUUUGGAUUUGGUUCAUACCAGGAUCCAGCUUAUACAGACUGUUAUUCUUUGGUUUGCAUGGUUUACUAAUUCCAUGGUUUACUAUGGAGUACUUUUGAGUGUUGGAGUGCUAGGUGGAAACCUUUAUUUGAAUUUUUUCCUCACAAGUGCUAUUGAUAUUCCCAGCAACUUUUUCGUUAUCUGGUUCAUGAGUUGGGAAAAAGGACUUUUGUGUAAAAGUUUUUAUGGUAGAAAGAGAGCUUUAAUCCUUUGUAUGAACCUGGCAGCAGUGUUCUGUAUCACUGUUUCUCUAAUUCCUCCAGAAUCUGAUUCAGGUAGCACAGCUGCACGUGUCAUUUUCACAGUCCUUGGAAAGUUCUGCAUCAAUGCGUCAUUCAGCACAAUUUACGUUUUCUCCUCAGAGCUCCUUCCCACAGUCAUCAGGUUUAUUACCAGUUCAGGUUUAUGCGUGUCGUUCAAGAGUUGUUUUUGUUCGAACAAGCCCAUUUGCUCCAUCUUUAAUGUUCUUCUUCUAUUUCAACAGGACAAAACUCACCCCGUGAUCCCAUUUGCUGUGAUGAGUGGCUUUGCUUGUGCCUCUGGGUGCUUGUGUGGUCUUCUUCCGGAGACCCUUGGACGGCGGACCUUGGAGACAUUAGAAGACAUAUUCCAUGCAUCUCCUUUACAUGACGAACUGCGUGACAGCGAUCAGAGUGAAGAGCAUCUAACUUCGUCGGUGUAAACCUUCCGUGUCUGGAACACAAUGACUUUGCCACCUGCUGUGACUUAAUCGUUCAAUGUAAAAAGAUUGCAAAAGAAGCUCAUACUGAAUUGUUCAGCAGGGCUUACAUU